Molecule: messenger RNA, 2382 nt
Organism: Paramecium octaurelia
Lineage: Eukaryota; Ciliophora; Oligohymenophorea; Peniculida; Parameciidae
Source: the annotation of a GenBank genome assembly
AUGUAAUUCGACCAAAAGAAAACUGAUGAUUUAAAGCUUAAUCCCAAAUAUUAAAAUCUCUUAAAAUGGGGAUUAGAUAAUGGUGUGAUCAUUAAAGAUGUAGAUCUACCAGCAGCCUUUGGAGAACUCACUGGCGUUGUUGCAACAUAAGAUAUUCCUGCCAAUACAGUAUUUUAAUAUUUUUAUAACUUUAAGGCAAUCAUCUGUGUCCCUUAAACUUUGAUUAUAUCCUAAGAAAAAUGCAAGUUGAGUUCCUUAUCCAUUGUCUAUGAUAAGCAUCCUGAACUAUUCAAUGAAAAUUAGACUUCCGAUGCUGAAUUCAAUAUCCUAAGUAACAAUUUACAUCAGGGGCUUAGUUUUUUAUUUGUUCAAUGAGAAGAAAAAGGGGGAACAAUCAUUUUUUUAUCCAUACAUUCAAGCCAUCUAAACCAACAAUACCUUAAUAGAUUGGACCAAAGAAGAACUUAGUUAUAUUGAAGAUCCAAUUGUACUAGAUGAAUUUGCUAUUGUAAACGAGGAUAUAAAAACCCUAUGGAAUUACGCCUAAGAUAUAUUUAAUGAAUUUAAUCAAAUCUUUGGAGAAGUAAAACCAACUGAUAAACAAGAUUUUUAUUGGGCUGCUUAAAGUGUUAUGAGUAGAUCCUUUGGUUGGUCCUUGAAAUCCACUAGCAUGAUUCCUAUUGCUGAUUUUCUCAAUCAUUCCAACAAGGCUUGUACUCAUUACUUUGUUCACUCUAAAGUUGAGAAGCUCGAAUAAGAAAGAUUUCAAGCAAAGAAAAAUAGAAGAAAUAACCAAGAUUCUAAUAGUGAUCUUGAAGAUCUAGAAAAUAUGGAAGAUUCAUUUAUUAGAUUGGUGCAGGAGUACUAUAAAAUAAAGGGGAAUAAAAUCAAUUUAAGUGCUCUCAAGAUACAAUAAGAUGAAUCUUAGAUCAAAUAAUUUGAAGAUUCAAAGAAGACUUUUAUUUUACAUCACUAGGAAUAUCUCACAGAAAAUCAAUUGAAAAAUCUAGAUAAUUUGGAAAAUCUGUCAAAUGAGGAUAAAAGAUCAAUGAUUAAUUGGAUCAAUUAUGAGAAAAUGAAAUAAAAACCAGAAGUCAACCUUUGGGAUUUGGGAUUCGUUACAUCCUCAGAUAGUGAAGACAAUGAUUCUGAUGAGGACAUUGAACUAGCCAGAAACAAGCAGUUAGAAUCUGUGAAAUAAAAAGAGUUAAUUGAAUGGAAAGUUAAAAUAAAAGAAGAUAAACAAAAGUAGGGGAUAAAUCAAUAAGAAAUUAAAAUAGAGUAAUAAAUUGUUGAAUAAAAUUAAGAGCUAGAUAAUCAAUAAAACUAAGGAGAUAAUACAGAUAGUGAAAAUAUUUUAACAAUCUGUCUAAAUAAUGGUAUUAUUGUUAAGUAUUAUCCUAGAAAAGAAAAACUAAGUAACCAUCUAAGGUAUGGCUAUGCAAUAGAUCUAAACUUAAUAGAUCUAAACUUUGAAAUAGAACCAGCAAUAAAUAAUAGAAUAAGAUGAAUAGUAGGAUAAAGAGAGUGAGAGGGAGGACAGUGAAGAGUCAAACUGGGAGUGGCUUGAAGAGAAUGACUAAGAUGCUUAUUUUUGUAUUACAACUACAGAACCAAUAAAGUAACAUGAAUAAGUUACAGUGUCUUACGGAAGAAGAACCAACAGAUUCUUACUCAGCUGGUAUGGAUUUACUUUGCCUGAAAAUAAAUACAGCUCCUUUAAUUUUAGAGUAAGAAGUUGAUCCUAAUAAAGUUAUGGCUCAAUACAUAAAUUAGUAAAGAGAAGAUGUAGAGUUAAUAGCAGAUCUUUGACACUAUUACUAUUAAUAAGUUGAUUAGUUCUAAGGAAUGGGACACGGGCAUAAUCAAAUUUAACGGAUAUGAAAUUCCUGUCUCAUCAAUUACAAAGGAAUUCAGAAUCAAAAAGAACAAACUCAAUAUGGACUUGAUUAUGUAUUUGAGAUUGUAUCUAAUGCUUUAUAAAGUCUAAGAAAAGGAUGUGUAUAUCACUAUACCGGUUUCAGUUGAUUAUGAAGUAUUUGUGAUGCAGUUUUGUAUAUAAUUAUUGUAGCAUUAUCUUAAUUCCUACUCUUAGGAACUGGCCUAAGACAUUAAAGAAUUAGAUACAUAAAUAUCAUUCUCAAGAAGGUUUGCGGUAGAGAUUAUCAUUUAUUGUAGCUCCACAUAAAUAAAGAACGCAAAGAAAUUCUUAUCAAUUAGGUUAUGAUUCUAUUGGAGGCUAUUAUUAUCUUAAAAAAAUACCAGGAAAGCAAUGAUUUGAAGCAAUCGUACAUAUCAGAGAUCCAUAAUAAUGUUCAUUACAAGAUGGAAAUUUUACGAGGCUUAAAGGGUUAUCUCAAAUCAAUUCAUGAAUUUCUUUGA